AUGGCUGGGGAUGCGGCUCCACAGGCAACAGACCAGCAUCCAUACGUGGAAGCGGCUAUGGAUCUUCCGGUUGUGGUUGGUUCGGACAAUGAUGAAAUAGUCUCCCACGAACUAGAGCAAAUGAGGAGCAUAUUGGAAGAGGUGAUUUUGGUAACGCACAACAUGCCUCUCGAAAAUCCUUUGCUAGACUCAAUACUCAACUCUUUUUGGCUGACUCAAUUCUUUUUGGCGCCGCAGUGGCAGUUUGCCGUAUUAUUGGCGUCAAACUUCCAAUGGCUGAACGCGCUACUAGACAAAGUAGCGCCAUCCCAGCCUGGAGAAAACGAAUCGAGGACCGUAUCGCAAAGGGGAGGGCCCUUAUCGGCAGACUGA
Molecule: messenger RNA, 372 nt
Organism: Parnassius apollo (apollo)
Lineage: Eukaryota; Metazoa; Arthropoda; Insecta; Lepidoptera; Papilionidae
Source: the annotation of a GenBank genome assembly